GGUUAAAAACCAAAUAACAAGAGCAGGAAGAAUUAGACAGACACACAGAGAAACACACACAUUUUGACAACCCCGCGCAGCGAUAGAAUUAUAGAACAACAAUAAUCUCGGGAAUUCACAAGUCAUGGCCGAAGGCGGUGGCGGAGGAACGAGGGUUUUGAACGACGGCGGGCGGCAGAGAUUUCAAGUUGAGUUGAGGCCCGGCGAAACCACAAUUGUCUCAUGGAAGAAGCUCGUCAAGGACGCCAAUCGAGCUUCUGCUUCUGUUUCUGCCGCUGCCAAGCCCAAAGAGCAGCCUCCUGUUCCCAAACCUCCCGUUCUCAACCCUCGCGUUGAUCCGGUUUCGCAGGGAAAGACUGCUGAAGAUGAUGCGAGUGAUGCACCCCCUGCGAGUCGGUUUAGUGCUGUAAUUGAAAAGAUUGAGCGGUUAUACAUGGGAAAGAAUAGUAGCGAUGAGGAGGAUUUAAAUGAUGUUCCUGAUGAUGAUGAAUACGACACUGAAGAUUCUUUUAUAGAUGAUGCUGAAUUGGAUGAGUAUUUCCAGGUCGAUAACUCAGAAAUAAAGCAUGAUGGUUUCUUUGUUAACCGCGGGAAAUUGGAGCGCAUGAAUGAGCCUAUCACAUCACCACAUGAACAACAAAAGAAACGGAAACGGAAAGAUAUGGCAAAAGGUCUUGGUGGGAGUGAUGAAGGAAACACUUUAAAUAAACAUAUGGCAGGAAAGAAAGCUGCUGGAACGUCUCUGCCUUUAACUGAGAAAAACUCUACAUAUCCAACUCUUGUUGUCGCUCUCCCAACAGUAAACAAUGAAGAGAUGAUGGUUCAGAAUCAGUCAGGUUCUGCUGGAAUCAAUGUUAAAAAGAAAUCUGCAAUUGUAAAAGGCUCUUCACUGCAGUCUCCAUUGAGAGUUACAAACGGUGAGGCUGUAGGUGAGAAGGGUGGCAAAGCGAAGGCCGGAGUCCUCCCAGCAAAGAACCAUGGUGGCAAAUCGAAAGAUGGACUUUUUGAUAUGUCAAACCAGAUGUUGAUUGGAAAUAUCUCUUCGCAAGGUAAACCCCAAUAUGGAAGAUCAUUGAGCAGUGGUGAAGAUGUGGGGCAAUCAGCUCAACAGGGGGAGAAGAAUAGGAUCCGGGAACAUUCUGAUAGCAUCUUUUCUGAGGGUAGGAACCCCAUGCAAGCUACGAAGGUGCCACACAUUCAGAGGAAGGAGGUUUCUAGUGGCAAAUCGAAGGCUGUAAUGCUUGAAAAAGCCAUUAGGGAGUUGGAGAAAUUGGUUGCUGAAUCACGACCCCCUAGUACAGAGGCUUCUGAUGCUGAUAAUUUGGCGCAGACUAGCAAAAGAAGGAUGCCAGCCGAAAUAAAGCCUAAACUUGCUAAAAUUGCUAGACUAGCGCAUACAACGCAAGGGAAAUUAUCGAAGGAUUUGCUUAACCGUUUAAUGAGCAUAGUUGGCCACCUGAUACAACUCAGGACUCUGAAGAGAAACUUAAAAGUCCUCAGUGAAAUGGGAUUAUCAGCAAAGCAGGAGAGAACUUCUAGGUUCCGGCAGCUAAAGGAAGAGAUCCAUGAGAUGGUUAAAGUUCGUGUUCCUUUGAUCAAAUCCAAGGCUCUCGAGCAAACAGGUGGAGCGUCUGAUGACUUUCAAGAAAUUGUUACUGCAGAUAAAGAAGUCCUUAAGAGAAAGUUUAGCAUGGAUGAUGCACUAGAGGACAAGAUCUGUGAACUCUACGAUUUUUACGUUGAAGGGUUGGAAGAAGAAACAGGACUACAUGCACACAAGCUUUAUGGAGAGCUUGUAGAACUAUGGCCGAAAGGAUUUAUGGACAGCCAUGGGAUUAAACGUGCUAUAAGUAGGGCCAAAGAUAGAAAGAAAGCGAUGAAUGCUGGGCACAAGAAUCAAGAGAAAAUGAGAAGGAAGUUGAGUUCGAAGACAGAUGAGACUCGUCGAAGUGAAACUAAUUCUGUUGUGAAGUAUGCGCAAGGGAAGUUGGUUUCUGAUUCACGCGCAACUUCAACUUCAGUAGACAAGGUAGUUUCUGUUGCAACCGCAGUAGAUGGAACUGCAAAAACUACGGUUGUACAUGGUCCGAACAUGGACAGGCCAAAGCAAGAGAAGAUAAAGGGAAACUCUAAUGAUAUGAAGACAACUGAAAUAUUAGCAGGAAAGAAACAAAAAAUUAAGCCAGAACUGGUGCUGAGCAAAUGUGAUGUCCGUCCAGAUAAGUUGAUUUCACCGGAAGGCGAGGAUAAAAACACCUCCCAUUAGUGCGUUGGUUCUUUCAUGAAAAAACCCUCUAAAAAAUUUGGUGUUGCACCUGAAAGUUAACAUGAUGUAGGAGCUUUUACUAUUGCCUGUGGAGGCUGAUGUUCUUCUAAUCAUGUCUUGGAGAACAGAGUCUUAAAAUAUACAUAGAUUUUUAAAAAUGUUUUGAAACGUUGAUGCAUUAUACUCAGACAUUUUCGGACAAAAUAGAAAACAUUUAGACA
Messenger RNA from Daucus carota subsp. sativus, 2487 nucleotides. RefSeq names its product ubinuclein-1. Gene Ontology annotation, biological process: chromatin organization. The transcript is spliced from 13 exons. The record is from RefSeq and is a predicted model, not a curated record. NCBI's taxonomy places the organism in Eukaryota, Viridiplantae, Streptophyta, Magnoliopsida, Apiales, Apiaceae. Gene Ontology annotation, cellular component: nucleus. Bases 125 to 2266 code for a protein of 713 amino acids.